Molecule: messenger RNA, 606 nt
Organism: Acanthosepion pharaonis
Lineage: Eukaryota; Metazoa; Mollusca; Cephalopoda; Sepiida; Sepiidae
Source: the annotation of a GenBank genome assembly
AUGGAAGGUGACUCGCAAUCAUCAGUGUAUAAAGUGGUUAGUCUCUCUCUCUCUCUCUCUCUCGCAGUCAUCAACCCUCGACUCUCCUGGUUACGGGCAGCCUCGACUCUCCUGGUUACGGGCAGCCUCGACUCUCCUGGUUACGGGCAGCCUCGACUCUCCUGGUAUGGGCAGCCUACUCUCCUGGGCAGCCUCGACUCUCCUGGUUACGGGCAGCCUCGGCUCUCUCCUGGUUACGGGCAGCCUCGACUCUCCUGGUUACGGGCAGCCUCGACUCUCCUGGUUACGGGCAGCCUCGACUCUCCUGGUUACACGGGCAGCCUCGACUCUCCUGGUUACGGGCAGCCUCGACUCUCCUGGUUACGGGCAGCCUCGACUCUCCUGGUUACGGGCAGCCUCGACUCUCCUGGUUACGGGCAGCCUCGACUCUCCUGGUUACGGGCAGCCUCGACUCUCCUGGUUACGGGCAGCCUCGACUCUCCUGGUUACGGGCAGCCUCGACUCUCCUGGUUACGGGCAGCCUCGACUCUCCUGGUUACGGGCAGCCUCGACUCUCCUGGUUACGGGCAGCCUCGACUCUCCUGGUUACGGGCAGCUCUGUAUUAA